CUUUAUAUCUAUGGAGACUUCUAAAAAUCACUGCUUUUCCAUCGUCUUCCUUAUCGUUUGUUCUGCAGUAUUGUCCCUAGCACAUCCACAAGUUCAAAGCCAUAAAUUUGUCAUUCAAGAAACACCGGUGAAGAGGCUGUGCAGGACUCAGAACAGCAUCACUGUGAAUGGCAUGUUGCCUGGACCUACUCUGGAGGUUAGGAAUGGUGACACCCUCGAAGUCCUAGUUGUCAACAAAGCCCGAUACAAUGCCACCAUUCACUGGCAUGGUAUUCGGCAAAUGAGGACCGGAUGGGCCGACGGACCGGAAUUCGUAACUCAGUGUCCGAUCAGACCAGGAGGGAGUUACACCUACAGGUUCACUAUUCAAGGACAAGAAGGAACGUUGUGGUGGCAUGCUCAUAGCUCAUGGCUUAGGGCCACUGUUUAUGGAGCUCUCAUAAUCCUUCCCGCACAAGGCCAACCUUACCCUUUCCCUAAGCCUAUGAGGGAAACCGCAAUCGUGCUCGGUGAAUGGUGGAAUGCGGACCCCAUCGAUGUUGUGAGGGAAGCAACGAGGACGGGGGCGACUCCGAAUGUCUCGGAUGCGUAUACCAUCAAUGGUCAACCUGGUGAUCUCUACAAUUGCUCCUCCCAAGAUACUACGAUAGUUCCUAUCGACAUCGGCGAAACAAACCUCCUCAGAGUGAUCAAUGCCGCCCUGAACCAACCCCUUUUCUUCACCGUUGCCAACCAUAAACUCACGGUUGUCGGUGCUGAUGCCUCCUACACUAAGCCCUUCACCACUUCGGUCAUCAUGUUAGGCCCCGGCCAAACCACCGAUGUUCUGAUCAAAGGUGACCAGCUACCAGCUCGAUACUAUAUGGCUGCUCGAGCAUACCACAGCGCACAAAACGCAGCCUUUGACAACACUACCACCACUGCCAUUCUUGAAUACAAAUCAGCACCUUGCCCUGCCAAAAAAGGCAUCAAUGCACCCAAACCAAUCAUGCCUUCUCUACCUGCCUACAAUGACACCAACACCGUCACAACGUUCAGUCAAAGUUUUCGGAGUCUCCGAAAAGCCGAAGUCCCGACCGAUAUCGACGAGAAUCUCUUCUUCACAGUUGGUCUCGGACUCAACAGCUGCCCACCAAAUUUCCCUUCGAGUCGUUGUCAAGGACCUAAUGGUACUCGUUUCACUGCCAGCAUGAACAAUGUCUCAUUCGUGUUCCCACAAACGUUCUCUCUGUUGCAAGCAUACCAACAAGGCAUUCCAGGAGUAUUCACCACAGAUUUCCCCGGAACCCCACCGUUGCAAUUUGAUUACACCGGAAACGUAAGCCAAUCGCUAUACCAACCGGUUCCAGGAACCAAGCUCUACAAACUUAAGUAUGGGUCAAGUGUACAAAUUGUGUUACAAGACACAAGCAUCGUCACACCCGAGAACCACCCCAUUCAUCUCCACGGAUAUGAUUUCUACAUCAUCGCGGAAGGCUUCGGAAACUUUGAUCCCAAAACCGAUACUUCGAAAUUCAAUCUCGUCGAUCCACCACUCCGGAACACUGCUGCAGUGCCGGUGAAUGGAUGGGCAGUCAUUAGAUUCGUUGCUGAUAAUCCAGGUGUGUGGAUAAUGCACUGUCACUUGGAUGUUCAUAUCACAUGGGGCUUAGCCAUGGCUUUCCUUGUGGAGAACGGAGUCGGCGAACUACAGACACUCCAAGCACCGCCGCCGGAUUUGCCUAUAUGCUAGAGGAUUCAUCACCAGAGAAACAUAACAAUAAUCGAAACUCUGAGUCCAAUAAUUUACUUGUAAUCAUUUAUUUUCAUUGUCAUUUUCUUAGCAGAACAAAAAUCAUUGUUAUUUUUCUAGAGAAUGGGAACUAGUUCUAGUCAUCAUA
Hibiscus syriacus is the source of this 1880-nucleotide messenger RNA. RefSeq names its product laccase-12-like. The coding region runs from base 11 to 1732 and encodes 573 amino acids. Gene Ontology annotation, biological process: lignin catabolic process. Gene Ontology annotation, molecular function: copper ion binding; hydroquinone:oxygen oxidoreductase activity. The transcript is spliced from 3 exons. Gene Ontology annotation, cellular component: apoplast. The record is from RefSeq and is a predicted model, not a curated record. NCBI's taxonomy places the organism in Eukaryota, Viridiplantae, Streptophyta, Magnoliopsida, Malvales, Malvaceae.